This is a messenger RNA of Brenthis ino (lesser marbled fritillary), 240 nucleotides long. NCBI's taxonomy places the organism in Eukaryota, Metazoa, Arthropoda, Insecta, Lepidoptera, Nymphalidae. The record is from the annotation of a GenBank genome assembly.
AUGAGGUCUGGGAUAGUCAGAUGGCGAUGCACUAUGGGAGGCUGUGGUUGUAAAGCGUACACGCAGAAAGGAAAGCUACAUAAGCUCGUCGGUGAACACAACCACGCCGGUCGUUGUGGGCGACGGAAUAACAAGCAACAUGGACCGCCUACGUCAUCCCCACCCACGCCGCUUCUACUGCCGAGAAUGCCCCAUCUCGAUUUCGAUAAUUUCGAUCCAAACGCUUGGAUAACUAGAUAU